AUGCAAUUGAAAAAAUAGAGCAUAUAAGUGAAUUAACUUGAGUUUUUCAUAUAAUUGAGUUACUCAAAACACAAAAUGUGGCUUCGAAAGCUUGAAUACUUGGAUGAGAAAUGGCUAAAAUGUAAUUUGAAUGCGGCCUUAAAAGAUCAAUAUUUUACUAGAUCAGCCAUUUUUAAUACCUUGAUACAAGAUUCGGAAUUGUCAGAUUCAAAAUACAAUUCCAUAAUUAAUUCAACUGGACGACAUUCAUAUUUGAGGCCAGAUGGAAAAUAUUAUUGUGGUGCAAAGGUCCUUAAUUGUUCUUGCUGUGAGGGUAUUUGUGGACCAUCCUCAUCCUGUGUAUGCGAAUCAUGUCAAUUAGUUCCAGCAACUUUGGAAAUGCCAGAUGAUUUUCAAAAUCAUCAAGAGAAAGCAAAUGAUUUCAUAUUUAGUAGUGAAUCCUGUUUUGAAUCAUGGAUGUGGGGCCCUAUUCCUGAUGAUAACCAACUGAACACAUGCAUCAAAAAGCUUUUAGCAGAGCAAAGAAAGAUAUGUUUGCAAGCUAGUGAAAAUAGUCUUUCAAGCUUUUCAUUAAAAAUGAUUCUUAAAAUUUAUGAAAGAUAUUUUACUGCACUAUCCAGAAGUAAAAGUACGAAGAACACAACACAAAACAGAGAGAGCAUGCUUAUUGACGAAAAGAAUAUUAAUUAUGAAAAUGAAACCAAAGAAGUAACCCUAACCAAAAGCGAAAAAGUUAAGCAUGAGCUUGCUAAAAUAGGAACACGUACUGCACUCAACUUCUUCUUUGCAAGUUUAAAACGUGCUUGGAAAUGUGGCGACACUGAUUUAUGCAGUGAACUAUUAAGUGAUUCUCUUGAAGCAAUACAAACAUCAUUAGAACCUGGUGGAUUGUUUGACACAACAGGUUUAUCAUCAUUAUGGAUGGAAGCCAUAGAAAAGUCAAUAAAAUUUCUUCGUCAAAUUGUAUUGAAUGAGAUAAGUAACGAAAACGAGACUGCAGUAGCACAAAUUCCUAGAGCUGAUAGAAAUAUAUCGUUGAAUCUAUUGCUUGAACUUGAAAUGCAAAAAGGAACUCUUGCUGGAUCACUUGAAGGAGUUCUUUUAUUGCUUUCUUUAGCGGAGCUAAAUGUGAACAAUAACGAUAAUAGGCAGCUACCAUUGCCUUCAAAUGGAAUACCAUUGAUUAACAUCUUGCGACGUUAUGGCGACAUUAACAAAGAAUCCUCAUAUUUAUCAUCUUCGGAUCAUCAUUCAUUUAGCCCUACUGAAUCAUUUCUCCGAUUUUUAUCACUUCCCGAGGGUGAUCAAACCAUUGAUGACUCGCUUAUGGAUCCUCUCCAAGCUGCUGUAAUUAUAAUGAGUCAUCUGGACCGACUCUGUCGUUUUCAUUUACCAAGUAAAAUGUGGACAUCUCGAAUUCAGAAUUAUAGAAAUCAACAGAUUAUUUCACUUGGAUACAAUGGGCUUUCCCCAGAGUUUAAUGCAUUUUCCUCUGAGUCAGAAGACAAAUGGAUGUAUGACUAUACUAGAAAUUCAAAUUAUUCAGCACCAACCAUUGAUUUCGGAGCAAAUAUAAUUGUCGAUCAAAUUGCAUGCUCAGAGAAUACCAUUUUACUUUUAAGUACUGCUGGAGAAGUCUUUGAGGUCAAAUUGCAUUCUGACCAAACUAAAGCAAUCAAAUUGGAUGGAUUUGAUUCAACUGUAUCUAAAAUUUACUCAAACUGUGAAGGAAGACAUUUUAUUGCCAUCACACUUAAUAUGGAAGUAUAUUCAUGGGGGUUGGAAGAAUACGGAAGGCUAGGAUUGGGUGAUGAAAAUUCAACAGUGUUAAAACCGACUAAAAUAACAGCACUAAAUGAUAAACAAGCAAUUGGAGCUUCUUGUGGAACAACAUACAGUGCUGUUUAUACAACUAAUGGAGAAUUAUAUACUUUUGGCCAAGGUUUGUAUGGAAAACUAGGGCAUGGAAAUUCUGAUGAUAAAAACAUUCCAACAUUAGUCAACGCAUUAAAAUCCCAUAAAAUUGUUGACGUUGCUUGUGGAGAUACUCAUACUCUUUGUGUAACAGAUCAAGGAAAAGUUUUUAGCAUGGGUGAUUCUGAUUUUGGCAAGCUUGGCAUAGGAGCAACAAAUGGCUCACAAGUUCCAAUACUGGUCGAAAGUUUAAAUAACAUUAAAAAUGUUUAUUGUGGAUCACAUUUUAGUAUGGCUGUUUCAUGUGACGGAAUGACGAUUUAUACAUUUGGAAAAGGUGGUCGAUUAGGACAUGAAAAUGUUUUGGAAGAUCUUUACCUUCCUAAAAAGGUAGAAGGCUUAAAUGGAAAGAAAAUAGAAAGAGUUUCAGUUGGUUCUGCUCAUUGUCUUUUAUUGAUGGAAAAUGGAGAACUUUAUGGCUUUGGAAAGAACGACUUUGCUCAGAUUUGCCCUCCAUGCAUCACAAAAGACCUAAUAAUCGCAAAACCUAUUUUAACUACCCCACCAUUCCUCAAGAUAAGUGGAAUUUCAUGUGGAUCAACGCAAAGCAUCAUAUGGUCUCAUUCAGCAAUGAUUUGCAUUCCUCCGAGAAUUCCGUUUGUCGUUGAUUUGACAGAGCAAACAUUCCGAUUAUUGGAUCAAUUGCUGUCUUGUGUUUGUAGCAAUAUUUCAUCAACUACCACAACUGCUUCAAAUGAAUCUGGACAUCCGCCAAACCAAGAAGCUGAAUGCAUUGCAGUUGCCUCACUAAAUUUAAUGUGCUUACAGUUUCAUGCCAUGAUUUGUAACAAUAUUUCACCUAAGAAAGUAGGACUCACAGGAAUCAGAUUAAAGAAUAUAAAAUCAAGAAUUUUAGAACUUUCUGGUGGAAAUUCAAUUCUCAAAACAAUUCAAGAGGCAGCUCAAAGUGCUCUUCAAGUUGGAUGGUCAAUUCUCUUACCAACGCCUUCUGAAAGAGCUCAAACGUUAACUUCAUUACUCCCAGAUCCAUCCAAAGCGUCAGCGCAUAGAUUCAUGACAGAUUUAUUGGUUGGAUCAAUCAUGGCUGAAGGUGGCUUAGAGAUAGCUCUCAAUCAAGUCAUCAACUCUGAGAGUCAAGAUUGUGAACAAUUACCACUCCUUGAUUUGUUAAAGCAAUUGCUCCACAAUAAUUCUACUUUAACACAGUCUAGAUUAAAUCAAUUACUGAUUGAGAACUUAACCAAAACUAAUGAUGAACUGAUUAUUAAUGAUACUUCAUCACCAAGCAUCGAUUUGCUACAUAAAUUUCAACGACUUCUCCUUUCUCAUAUCUGUGCAGCAAAACCCAUAAACGACUUGUCAGGUGCUGAAUCAUUGCUCGAGUCAUACAUAAUAUUAAUGUCUUCGCUUUGUGUUUCAACACUAAAGAAGGCACAGGAGGUUAUUGUUCAAGAAAGAGAGAAUGUUGCUCUCAUCUUACAAUGUGACAUUUCUGACUCCUUAUUGUAUGAACUACUCUUGGGAUUAAUUCUCAUUCAGAAAGAGAGACCAUCAUUCCUUAGUUCAUUUAAAUGGAUGGAAAAUAUGCUCCCAUUACUAAUUGCACUUGAUGACAUUAAUCGUCUUUUGUAUGACACAGAUGUAAAGAAUUCUGAUCAUAUGGGAUGGCCUGGUAUUAUUUCUACAACACGUGAUAAUGAUGUUGAUAGAAUGACUGCAACAUCUGAAGCACAAUUAAUUAGGAAAUGUGAUUUUGAAAAUAGUAUGAUUGAUGGAUGUAAAUAUAUAAUUGUCAAUGGAUGUGUUUAUGACGUAAAAGAUUUUGUAUGUGAAAAUGCUGAAUCUCAAAAUUUGAUUGAGACGAAUAUUGGAAAAGACUUAUCGAAUGAACUAAGUGCUUUAGAGCAUCAGAAGACUUUGGAAGAUAUUGUUGGCAAUAACAGUAUCUUAGUAGGAAAAUAUGAAUGUGAACAAUCCUCGAGAUAUAAAGAUGUUGAUCAAAGUUAUGAGAAACUUUGUUACUUUGAGUCUGAGAAAACAUUAGCAUGGAUAUUAGGCAUGAGGUCUAAUAUUCUACAGAAAUCAACGUUUCUUCAACCGGCUGAAAUGACAUGCAAAAAAAUGCUUAAUUCAAUAAUAUUGAGAGGUGGACUGCAAACGAAUAUUGCUAAUCCAUUUGAUGAGGAAAAAUUUGAAGCAAGAAGUAGUGGAUCUACAGCUGGCAGCACACCAACCACAGAUGUUGUAAACUUACUUGGAGAACUACCACCAAUUGCUCAAUGUCCACCACUUCAAUACAGAAUUCAGUCAUUGAUCUAUGGCUUAGCAGAAAGUAAAACUACUGACUCAAAUGUCAGUGCUUGGAUCAGUCUUUCUGAAAGAUAUUGUAAAGAAAAUAAUUUAAUCUGGCAUCAAGAAUAUUCUACUGAUCAUCCUAUAAUUGAUGUUGAAAGAUUACUUACUGCUGUUCUCAUUCGUCACCAGAGCUUAGGAACUUUAGUAUUGGCUGUAAUUGAUAGAGACAUGACUGGAACUGCUGGUAAAGUGCCACAACCAAUUAUAGACAUCAUCAAAAUUGUUCACAUGAUGAAAUGGAACUUGAUAAAAAUUCGACAGCAGUUAAAUCGAAGUUAUAAAGAAGUUUGCACACCAAUUUUAGAAAAGUGUCGUUUCUUACUUUAUGAAGUAAGACCAUCAAUAAGUCCAGAACAGUCUGGAUUGAAAAAGCUGUUUCAUCACUAUAAAGAACCGAGAUUCAAGACUAUUGUUAAGCAAAUAAUUGUGGACAGCAAAAUUUCUAGAGAAGAUGGAGAGCUGGAAACUUCUAAAAUAGAAGAUUUACUGAAUGCAUCAAUCCAAAGCCACCAUAACUCAUACUCAAAAGUCGCUCAGUUUGUAAGUGAACAUUUUGAAAGACAUUUAUCAAAUGAAAGUCUCCAUAAAGUUGGAAGUAGCGAAGCAAUGAACUUUGAAAUGAUUCCGUCGAAAACUCCGUCUAAUGAAAAUUUGUUAGCUGUUGAUACACCAAUCGAGGAAUCAUCUCCAUUAAUUAUGUCAAAUGCUGAUGAGGGAAUGCUUAAUAUUGAUGGAAAACCAUUAAACACUGACGAGUUCGUUAAUAAUGUCAUACUUAAAUUGAGCGAACGCCACAACCAAAAUGAAGAUUUAAAGUUUAAGUCAUCGGUUAAUAGUCAAAUUGUUGAUUUUGUUAUGCAAGAAAAUUUGGAUGUAGAAACAUUAAGACGCGCAAUGUUUUGUCAAAUUCAAAGGUAUCAAACAAGAAAAGAAGGAUUAAAAAUGUUUCACGAACUUUUAUCAAUUAACAAUUUAUUGGAUGCAGCAAAAUACAAUAUUUACAAUGGAUUUUUGAACUCAGCAUACGCCGAAGAGAACACUGAAUCAAGUGAUCAACAAUACGAUCACAUUCUCGAAAAUUUAAAUCUCAUAACAGCUUAUCAAAAAGCUGAUGUUCUUAUUGCUCAUUCACAAAUAUUGGAAUGGACAAUAAAAGAAUUUCAAAAGUAUGUCAAUCAAGAACAAAUCAUUGGUAAACAAAAAUGGCCUCAUGGCGAUAAAGAUCAAACAAAUCUCGGAACUUAUGUUUUCCUUAAAAAAGUAUCACGUGCCAGAUUUUUGUUGAUGAUUUUUGGAUUGCUAGCCAAGAAUUAUACAGCAAAUGAAUUGAGUUUGUUGAUCAAUUCUGGUCUUCUCGGAACAAGUUUGGGAAUUCUUCAUCAAACUGGAAAUAAUGAACUGCCACAGAGCAACAAAACUGAUAAAGAACUUAGUGUUGUUUUUGAAGAAAAUAUAAAGUUGAAGCACAACUAUUCAAAAGAUGGAAUGCUUACAGGACCUGAAUUGGUGAAGCUUAUGAAAAUUGGUACUAGAGUUGCAAGAGGUGCUGACUGGAAAUGGGGUGAACAAGAUGGAAAUGGUGAAGGGAGAAUUAUAAGUGAGGUUGGAGAUGAUGGAUGGGUUCGUGUUGAAUGGGAUACUGGAGCAACGAAUUCAUAUCGAAUGGGAAAAGAAGGACAAUUUGAUCUGAGACUUGCAGAUAGUAGCUUUAAAACAAUUUCCCCGGAUAAAGAAAGUUUUAAAGAUAAUGAACUUUUUGAGUCUAAAUUGCAACAAAAUGAUUUUCAUCCAACUAAAUUAUUGAAAAGUGCUUGCAUUAAAUUAUUGCAAAUGGUGUCAACAUCUGUGGGAAUUCAUGGUGAUAAAAUGCAAAAUGAAGCAGUGAGAGUAUUUGUGACUAUGUUUUAUGCAAUAUUGUCACAAAAAGGAAAUUAUUCUCUAAAUAUUGGACUUGAUAUGUGGCGAACCAUUGCAUUUUUAAAAAGUAUUUUGAAAUCCCACUGCAUAUCCAAGCAUAUAACCACAGAACUUUGGUUGAAAUUGUAUUUUGAUAUGCUUCGUUCACCAAUAAUGAAUGAAAAAGAUGUCUUCAAAAAAGUUCAGUGCAUCAAGCUUUUAACUGCAACAUUGGUUCAAUGGAACGAAACCAGCACAGAAAGAACUGAAUACAUAAUUAAUCAAUUAUUCUUCAUGUUAGGAGCUAUUUGUAUGAACUGUCCUUAUGAUCAAUCUCUCACUCAACUUCCAAUUGGAAUUAAAACAAAAGUUCUCGCUAGUGCAUCUCAUUCUGGUACGAUUGCUGAGGAACUAAUUACACUUAUUCGAAAACUUCACACACUACCCAGUUGGAAUGAAACAAUUAAUAAUUUUAUAUCGCAAAAAAUGUGCAUUGCUGCUGAUAUGUUCAUUGACUUAGAACGAGAUUCGAAUGUUUAUGAAGAAAAAGUUAACGUUGCUGCUGCUUUAAAUGUAAUUGGUGGUUUUGAUCCUCGUUUACGUAUUGGUAUUGAUGUUAUUUAUGAUAGUGUUAAGUGCUCAAUAUCUCGAAUGACGCAAAGUGGCACAGUAAUAUUAAAUGUUCAUAACUCUAAUGAGACAAAAAAUAUUUCGUUCUCUAAAGUUGAAAAAGUUAUCGAGCAAGGAAUUUUCAGCUUGUCUAAAUUAUCAUUAAAUGAAAUACUGCUGAAUUCCUGGGCUGUUUUGAUGUACGGCAUGAACUUCGAUACAAAAUUAAUUGAUAAUUUAAAUGCAUUUGAUGUUGGAUUAUUAAGUAAUCAGCAGAUACAGUUAUCAUCACUAAAAGCUACUCAAGUACUGUUUCGUCAUCAAAGUUUAUUGAAAACAAUUUUAAGACAGAGAUCCCCAGGAAUUUUAAAAUAUUCUUCAGAUGACAGCAUGUCAGAUGAUUCAAAGAAUCAAAAAUCUGAUGAAAGUGAUGAUAAAAAGGAACAAGCAAGUCCACAAGAACCUAAACAUGAACUCCUCGUUCAAAGUGUUUUAUCACGCGCCAUUCAAUCAAGUCCAUUGAAAGCAUGUUACUCGCAAACUGAAAUGGAAAUUGCAGCAAUUUCAAUUUGUCAAACGUUAUCUGCACAUUUUAAAAACAACAUUCCUGCAUCACACGUAAAGUUCCAAAAUGUUAAGCAAGCAACAAUGAUUCAUGGAGUUGCACUCUACAAUGAAUCCAUACAUGAGUCAAUUUAUAAUAAUGCUAGUAAUUAUGCAUCAUUUGGUAAUGAAUCUUCACGAGCUAAUCCAUCAACAAAGCUUGUAAUUCAGAUUAUGGAAAUGGGAUUCACACGAAAAACUGUCGAAUUGGCACUUAAACAAAUUACUAAUCGAGUAGAAAUUCUUCCUACACCUGAACAAGUUGUUCAAUGGAUAAUCGAUCAUCCUGAAUCAAUAAUCGAUGAAGAUAGUAAAGGAACACUUAAUAAAAUCAACAGCUUCAAUGUAGCUAGUACUGUUGAUAGCGAUAAUGAUAGUACAUGCUCUGAAAAUUUAAACUCUUCAUCUCUAAGUCAACAAGAUCGACAAACUAAGUUUGCACGUCGAGAUGAUUUUAAAAAUGCUGAUCAAUAUGCCAUAUAUGUAAGGGGACACAUAAUUCCUGGAAUGAUUGUUAGAUGCUGUCGAGAUUUUGAAGAAAUUCGCGCAGGUGAUGUUGGUAUUGUCCUGAAAAUUGAACCAGACGAAUUACAUGACUUGAAUGUCAGAGUUGACUUUAAAAGUCAUGAGAGACCAUUUUGGAUGUGUUUUGUGCAUUUAGAAUUAUUGGAACCCCCAUCUGAAGACUUGAAAUCUCUUAACAUAACGUAUGGCUCUCACGUCAAAAUAAAGCCAACGAGCAGUGUUCCUCGAACACAAACUGUCAAAAAUACUGUUGGAAUUGUCACAUCUGUCAAUGGGCUGGAAGUUAUUGUAGACUUUCCUCAACAAAAAUCAUGGUGUGGUCAAUUGUAUGACCUGGAACUUGUUCAUCCAGCAACCUCCGAAAAUGAACUAUACGAUAUUAUUGAAGACUGGUCGCAAAGCUUGAAAACUCUUACAGUUUCAUCAAAUGAAUCUUUGGCCAAGAAUUUACUUGAAAGAACAUCUUCAUUUUGGCAAAGUGCUAAUACACAAGGUCGUCCGUGGAUAAGACUAGAAAUGAGAGAGAAUAUACUUAUUCAUUCUCUAUCAUUACGUAUAGAUCCAAAUGAUUGCAGUCAUCAGCCAAGCACAAUAAUUGUAAGAGCAGGAGAUAAUAUAUCCAACCUCAAAGACUUUAACUGGGUUACAAUAAGAUCUAAUGAUACUCACGUUGUUAUUUUGUCAAACGUAAGGCAGUAUUUCACAUAUAUUGAAAUUUACAUAAAACAAUGCCGAAACAAUGGAAUUCAAUGUCGCAUUCAUGAUUUAUAUAUGGUUGGAAAAAGACGACAAACAGAUCUUGAUGCAAUGCUUACAAAUGCAGCAUUUUUAGCAACCGAUAAUGACAUGAAUGAACCAACUUAUGCAUCAAGCUCCACCGGUUUUGUAGAAGAAAAAAUGUUGAAGCCACCAUCAAGUCGUGAUGAAGGAUCAUCGAGAGUCUAUGUUUGGGGAUUGAACGAUAAAGAACAAUUGGCUGGUCUGAAAGGAUCUAAAGUUAAAAUACCGAUGUUUUCUGCUAUUUUAUCAGCAUUGAAACCAAUUCAUAUUGCUGGAGGAUCAAAAUCUCUUUUUAUUGUGUCACAAGAUGGAAAGCUUUACUCGUGCGGUGAAGGCACUAAUGGAAGGUUGGGUCUCGGUCACAAUAAUAAUGUUUCAACGCCACAACAAUUGCCAGUUUUGAGUCAAUAUAUUGUUAAGAAAGUUGCAGUUCAUUCUGGUGGUAAGCAUGCAAUGGCAAUAACUCUAGAUGGAAAAAUAUUCAGCUGGGGCGAAGGUGAGGAUGGAAAAUUAGGACAUGGAAACCGAUUGACACUCGAAAAACCAAAAUUAAUUGAAGCACUUAAAACGAAACGAAUACGAGAUAUUGCUUGUGGAAGUGCACAUAGUGCCUGUAUCACAUCCGAAGGGCAUUUGUAUACUUGGGGAUUGGGCGAAUAUGGAAGACUUGGACACGGAGAUAAUCAAACAUUGUUGAAGCCAAAACUUGUACAGAAAUUGGUUGGUCAAAGAGUUGUUCAGGUCGCUUGUGGAUCGAGAGAUGCUCAGACGUUAUGCUUGACUGAAGAUGGACAGGUGUAUUCUCAUGGAGAUGGUGAUUUUGGAAAGCUUGGAAGAGGAGGUUCAGAUGGUUGUAGUGUCCCUCUACCAAUCGAAAGAUUAAAUGGUCUAGGCAUCAUGCAAAUAGAGUGUGGAGCACAGUUUUCUUUGGCAUUAACAAGAAGUGGAGAAGUUUGGACUUGGGGCAAAGGAGACUACUACAGAUUAGGUCAUGGAUCUGAUCAACAUGUAAGAAAACCAACACCAGUUCAAGGAUUAAGAGGAAAAAAAGUGGUUCAUGUUGCUGUUGGCGCUUUACACUGUCUAGCUGUCACUGAAUCAGGACAGGUUUAUGGAUGGGGUGAUAACGAUCAUGGUCAGCAAGGCUCAGGCUCAACCAGUGUCAACAAGAAACCAACACUAGUCGUUGGACUUGAUGGAGUUUUUGUCAACCGAGUAGCAUGUGGCAGUUCUCAUAGUGUUGCAUGGAAUUUACCAGACAAUGAAGCUGAACAUGAUAAAAAAGAAGCUGUUCCAUUUGCUUUUCCCAAAGAUCCACUCGGAGGUCAAAGCUUAGGAAUGUAUUCAGCUGAUGAUCAAACAACAGCAUCACCAGCAAUUUCAUCGAAAUCUAAACAGCCACGAAAAUCUUUAUCCGAAAUCGUUUUAUCGCUUGAAUCAACUUCUGCUUUACAAGUUGCUUUAACACAUAUUUUAAAUGCCAUAAAAAUUUUACAAGCUAGAUCAUGCAUAAUUGCUGCACUUACAAGUCAUGCUCAAAUUAAAAAUCAUCAAUCUACUUUCGAUGCAGAGAAAAUUUUAAAUGAAGCUAAAGCAGAAGAUAUUAUCGAACAAGACAAACAAGAAGUGAUGGCACAAACAAAUCAACGUGAUAUUGUCAAUUCACAAAUAGCAAGUGGUGGUGGUGAAAGUUUGGCAGAAGAAUGCGAAAUGCCUGGAGGUUCAGAAAUUCUCAAUGAUCCUGAAUAUCCCAACAAUCCAUUACCAAAUACAUCAAACAGUUUAUACAGAAGUUUGACCAAUUCAAUGUCAAUGUCAGUAUCUAGCUGCAACAAUGCAGCACAAAAAGCAUCAAGAAUGUCAACGAGUGCAAUGUCUGUAAUGGCUUGCAUUAUAAAUCGCCAGGAAGAGAUGAUAAAUGAGCCAACUAUAGUCAAAUCUUCGUUAGAUGAAUUUUUGGCGCUCUUGGGUGAAACAGAAGCUAGAAAUCUCUUAGAAUUGCUGAAAUUAAGUGUAUGUGGCAGAAUUCCUGGUCCUCAAGCAAAUGCUGAGACAAUUGCAAAUACUUUAAUUGAGCUAGGACUUAAUUCAUCAACAACUGGAAAUAUGAUAAUUGAAACAUGUAUAUCUGAAUUAGAAGAUCUGACAUCACGUCAUUGUUUAGAAAAGGUACCAAAACCUGUUGUUCAAGAAAGCAGCCAUCCUUAUGUAGAUGAUAUAACUUUAGUUGGACAUGUUAAAAUACCUGGAGCAGAGUUUUUAAGGAUUGAAUUUGAUCAUCAGUGCUCAACAGAAAAACGAAACGACCCUUUGAUAAUUAUGGAUGCAAGUGGUCGCGUAAUUGCCACAAGAUCUGGUAGAGAAUAUGCACAAUGGGCACAAGAAAUAAGAAUUCCUGGAGAUGAAAUGCGUUGGAAGUUUACAAGUGAUAAUUCUGUUAAUGGAUGGGGUUUCAGAUUUUUAGUACACGGUAUCAUGCCUGCAUCUUAUUUACAAGAAUUAGGAUCUGAUAGAAAAAUCCUUUCACAACCUUCGAUUGAAUUGGUCAUGGUAUUGUUAGAUUCAAAACUUGCUCCUCAAAAUCCCAAUAUGCUACUAAGAUUAAUCUCAGCUCUCUCACAAUGUGCUCAAAAAGGAACAUUAUCAAUUAAUCAGAGAAUAUGGUGCUUGAAAAAGAUUCAUUAUUAUUUGACAACUUCAAAAUAUUCAUCAUGUGCAUCUGACACAUCAUUGCUGGAAAUCAUAAAUCCAUUAAUUCCAAUGAUAUUAAAACAAUAUGAAUAUGAGGAAGGACUUGUAAGAACAGGUGUCCAUUUGAUGCAUUCAUUAUUUUUCCAAUCAUACAUUGCAUUAGCUUGCGAUCUAAACGUUGAUAAUAUUUUACCUCCAGCUGAAGCUCAUAAAUGGUCUUGGUUCAAAAGAUAUUGUGCGGCAGUUCGUGUUGCAAAAGCUUUAAUUCGUCGCACCACCCUUCCAAAAACAUUUUGCCUUGAUGUUCGAAAGAAGUUGGAAAGUAAUGCUGGAAGUGGUGGACCUGUAACAGCAGCAAUAGAAAUGAGCUCCUCGAUGACAUCAUCAUCAUCUUAUUAUCAAUCUUCAUCAUUACAAGCAUCGAUUCAAAAUGAGAAUGAUUUAUCAGAAACAUUUGAAAAGGCACCACAUGAAGAUCAUGUACUUUUCACUUCAAAUCAUGAUUGCCAAUUAUUACAAUGGUUUAAUAGAAGACCUGAAGAUUGGGCAUUUUCUUGGGGUGAUAAAGCAUAUUCUAUCUUUGGUUGGGGACAUAAUCAUCGUGGUCAAUUAGGUGGACUUGAUGGAAGUCGAAUAAAAAUCCCAACACCAUGCGAAGCUUUAAGUAUGUUAAGACCUGUCCAAAUUGCUGGUGGUGAACAAACUCUUUAUGCUGUUACUCAUGAUGGUAAAGUUUAUGCAACUGGAUAUGGUGCUGGUGGUCGAUUAGGAAUUGGUGGAACUGAUUCAGUAGCUGUCCCAACAUUAAUUGAAAGUCUACAGCAUGUUUUCAUCAAAAAAGUUGCUGUAAAUUCUGGCGGUAAACACUGUUUAGCAUUAUCAUCAGACCAUGAAGUAUUUUCAUGGGGUGAGGGUGAAGAUGGAAAAUUAGGACAUGGAAAUAGAGAUAGCUACGAUCGUCCAAAAUUAAUUGAAGCACUUUCAGGACUAGGUGUUAUUGAUAUUGCUUGUGGAAGUGCUCAUAGUGCGGCUAUCACAUCAGAAGGACACGUACUAACAUGGGGCAAGGGAAGAUAUGGAAGACUAGGACAUGGUGAUUCGGAAGAUCAGUUAAAACCUAAAGUUGUAGAAGCACUUCUCGGAUAUCGAGUAAUCGAUGUUGCUUGUGGAAGUGGAGAUGCUCAAACUUUAUUGAUUACUGAUGAUGACAAUGUAUUUUCGACUGGGGAUGGUGAUUAUGGGAAACUUGGACGAGGUGGCUCUGAUGGAUGCAAAAUACCAAUGAAAAUUGAGAGCUUAGCUGGGUUGGGAGUGAUCAAGGUAGAAUGUGGUUCACAAUUUUCUGUGGCACUAACAAGAAGUGGAAGCGUCUAUACAUUUGGAAAAGGUGAUUACUAUAGAUUAGGUCAUGGAAAUAGUGAACAUGUUAGGCGACCAAAGAAGAUUGCAGCUUUACAAGGCAAGAAAAUUGUUUCAAUAGCGACUGGCUCGUUACAUUGCAUUGCGUGCACCGAUACUGGAGAAUGCUAUACAUUUGGAGACAAUGACGAAGGUCAAUUAGGUGAUGGAACUGUAACAGCAAUUCAACGACCAAGAUUGGUUAGCGCACUUCAAGGAAAAAACAUUGUUCAAGUCGUUUGUGGAUCUGCUCAUACUAUUGCUAUAUCAACAUGUCCACAUUCAACAAAUUCUCGAACACUUCCAGCUCCGCCAAUGGAAUAUGACUUAGUUCGUGAUAUAGAACCUGAAGUUCUUCAGAACCGUUUAGUUCUACUCCAUCAUUUCUCUGAAUUAAUUUGUCCAUGCUUAGCAAUGAUACCAAAUGAAGGAGAUUUCUCUCUGGGAGCAUUAAGAGACAUCCUUGUUUAUACCAUAAAAGAAGCAAGUCUACGCAAAGUAAUACAAUGUACUAUGGUUCGAGACAAACCUCAUGGACCUACAAUUGAGCUUAAUCGUAUUCAAGUCAAAAGAUCAAGGUCAAGAACAGGAAAUGGCUUUGCUGGCAUUGAUGGAAUGAAAAGUGUGUUUGGUCAGAUGGUCCAAAAGCUGCCAUUGCUUACACAAGAAUCUCUAUUUCUUCCUCAUCGUGUUUGGAAGGUCAAAUUUGUGGGAGAAUCCGUUGAUGACUGUGGAGGUGGAUUUUCUGAAAGUAUUGCGGAAAUGUGUGAUGAACUACAAAAUGGAAGUGUCCCAUUGCUUAUUCAAACACCGAAUGGAAGAGGUGAAGCAGGUGCAAAUCGAGAUUGCUUCUUACUCGACCCAACUUUAAAUUCUAUUUUACACAUGAACAUGUUCAGAUUCCUUGGAGUUUUAAUAGGAAUAGCCAUACGAACAGGAUCACCUUUAAGCUUGAAUUGUCUCGCUGAGCCUGUCUGGAGACAACUUUCUGGAGAAACGUUAAGACCAUCAGAUCUUACAGAAGUCGAUAGAGAUUACGUUACUGGAUUGCUAUGUAUAAGAGACAUGGAUGAUGAUCCAAAAAUAUUCCAAACAAUGGAGCUUCCAUUUUCAACACCUUCUGCAAAAGGACAUGAAAUAUUCUUAUCAACAAAGUAUACACACAUUACAUCCGAAAACAGACAUGAAUAUGUCAAGUUAGCACUUAACUAUCGAUUACACGAAUUCGAUGAGCAAAUCAAAGCAGUUAGAGAUGGAAUGUCGAAGGUCAUUCCCGUACCUUUAUUGUCAUUGUUCUCUGCAACUGAGCUACAAGAGAUGGUGUGUGGAUCUCCAGAUAUUCCUUUAGGAUUAUUAAAGACAGUUGCGACUUAUAAGGGUGUGGACUCAACAUCGCCACUUGUUCAAUGGUUCUGGGAAGUUAUGGAAGAAUUUACCAAUCAAGAACGGUCGUUGUUCUUGCGAUUUGUCUGGGGAAGAACGAGACUUCCAAGAAACAUAGCUGACUUUAGAGGAAGAGAUUUUGUCUUACAGGUUCUUGAUAAAUAUAACCCAGCUGAUCAUUUCCUGCCAGAAAGUUAUACAUGCUUCUUUUUACUAAAAAUGCCACGUUAUUCGUGCAAGGCAGUGCUUAUGGAAAAACUAAAGUAUGCAAUUCACUUCUGCAAGUCUAUCGACACUGACGAUUACGCUCGAGUCGCAAUGGGUGAUCCAACAAGUCAUACUGCCAGCGAAGACAAUUCUGAUAUUGAAUCGGUAAUUUUUAAUCCUCUCCAUGUUAGGUUUUCAUAGAUUUUACUUCUUGUUUCUGCUUUUUUUGAAUGUUAAUCUUGUGACUUUAUUAACAUUGCUUUUCAUACAGUGAUUAGAUAAUAUUAUUUUAUAUCUGUUUACAAAAAAAAAUUCUCAUUUCAGAUCGCCUAAAAUAGCUUUCAUU
Messenger RNA from Chironomus riparius, 14728 nucleotides. The record is from the annotation of a GenBank genome assembly. Lineage: Eukaryota; Metazoa; Arthropoda; Insecta; Diptera; Chironomidae.